This is a messenger RNA of Panicum hallii, 459 nucleotides long. RefSeq lists its product as uncharacterized. The transcript has a single exon. The record is from RefSeq and is a predicted model, not a curated record. NCBI's taxonomy places the organism in Eukaryota, Viridiplantae, Streptophyta, Magnoliopsida, Poales, Poaceae. The coding region runs from base 1 to 459 and encodes 152 amino acids.
AUGCCGAGGAAGCAGGCGAUACCACUUGGGCAGAUCAACAUGCCCGUAACAUUCGGGGAUCCAACCAACUACAGGAUGGAGACCCUCACCUUCGAGGUGGUCGGAUUUCAUGGAUCCUACCAUGCCAUCUUGGGGCGGUCGUGCUACGUGAAGGUAAUGGCUAUCCCCAACUACACGUACCUCAAGCUCAAGAUGCCGGGCCCACACGGGGUUAUCACCAUCGGCUCCUCUUUCCAGCGUGCCUACCAGUGCGAGGUGGAGAGCUGCGAGCUCGCCUCGGCGGUCAUCGCCUCCGAGGAGCUCGAAGUCAUUCGGGAUGAAACCGCGGAGGAGGCGCCCGACUCCAAGCGGAAUUCCAGAUCCUUUGAGCCUGCAAAGGGCGUCAAAGAGAUCCUCAUUGACCUUGACAACUCAAGGGACAAGAGGGUGCAAAUCAGCACAGCGCUCUCCCCCAAAUAG